UUUUCCUCCAUAGUCAUACACUUUCUAAACAGUCUCCUGUUGACAUAUAUCUAUUGACAUAAUAACACAGUACUUACUAUUCCUUCAUCAAUACCCCUAUUGGGGAGUUGCAGAAUUCGUCAUUGUCCCUUGUGUGGAAGUGUCUUCCUUAUAUUUCAAUCUCCGCUGAGUUACAGAGCGGACACGAUCCACUCUAAUGGCGCCCCACUUUUCUGCAACAAAAAAAACUAAAUGAUGACGUACAAUUAAAAAUUGGUUACUGAAUUUUCAGCAAAGAAAUAUAGAAAAGGGGGGGAUCGAGAAAAAAAAGGAAACAUAAAAAGGCGGUCAACGAACAAAAAAGAAGUUCCGACAAACAGACAAAGGCAGCAGGCCCUUACCUUUAUAUAAAAUUGUUAUUUAUUUUCUUCCCCGCACUAAUACCAAUAGAACAAGCCUAACCCCCCAACUCUCUUUUUUGAAAGAAAACUUAAUCUCUCAUUUCAACCAUGUUGGCAGCCACUACUCGUAAAGUUCUUAUCAGCACAGCUUCUAAAGCAACCUAUGCUACCGCCGCUGCCGCCAAUGCUGUUAAGGUCGCUACAACUUCGAAUGGCCUGAAAAUCGCUUCAAGCGAGGAGUCUGGACCUACUGCUUCUUUAGCUGUUGUCAUCAACGGUGGCGCUAGAGCACAAAACGGAAGCAAUGCCGGCGUCGCUCACUAUUUAAAAAAUUAUGGUUUCAAGAAUAAUGCCAAUCGUACUGCUUUCCGUGUCACUCGUGAAGCAGAACUUGCUGGUGGCGUUUUAUCUUCCGCUCUCUCUCGUGAAGCACUUGUAUAUUCUGCAGAAUUUUUGAAGGAAGAUAUUGAUCUCUUUGCCGAACUUUUAAGCGAUGUUGUGUCAGUACAAAAAUUCCAAGAGCAUGAAUUCCUUGACGUCAAACACCAGACCGUCAGCGAAUCUGUCACCGCCUCUCACAACUCUGAAAUCAGUGCUAUUGAAGCUGCUCAUCAUGUGGCUUUCCGUCAGGGUCUUGGUCACUCAGUCUUUGCCAAACCAACGGCUCGUAUCAGCAAUGCCACUGUCAAAGCUUUUGCUCAAGAACUCUUCACACAAAACAACAUUGCCCUUGUUGGCACCAAUGUCGAUCAGGCUACACUUGAAAAGUUGGCCGAAACUCACUUCAGCAAAGUCCCCUCUUCUGGCAGCAAACUCCAAUUCGCCUCCUCCAAAUAUUUUGGUGGAGAAGCUCGCAUUGAAUCGGGCGCUCAGAACGGCGAAUUCGUGAUUGCUUUUGAAGGUGCUGCUGCUGACUCAAAGGAAUAUGCUGCCCUUCAAAUUCUUCAUUAUGCUCUUGGCGGCCAAUCCAUUGUCAAAUAUGGUCCAGUUACUGGCCUUCUGGGUCAAGCCGCCACAAAAUUGGCGGGAGGUUCUCAACUAAAAUCUUUCAACUACGGAUAUUCCGAUGCCGGUUUGUUUGGUGUUCAAGUCUCUGCUCCUGUUGCUGAAUCCAACCAUGCUAUUUCUGCCGCUGCCGAACAAUUAAAAUCAAUCGCUAAGGGUCUUUCUUCAGAAGAUUUCAAUAGAGGUGUUGCUUUGGCCAAGUUUGCUGCUGCUGCACGCUUCGAUACUCGUCUUGAUCGUCUUGAAGCCUAUGGUGCUCAGGCCCUUCAAACUGGUAAGCUUACAACUGCCACAGAAGCCAUUUCUCAUCUUGAAGGUGUUUCCACUUCUGAUGUUGCAAAGGUAAAUCUAAUAGUGAACUGAAAUAUAUAUAUAUAUAUAUCUGUGUGUGUGUGUGCGUGUGUGUAAAAACGUGUAAACUUUGGGAAUCAUCCUUGAACUAAAC
Mycotypha africana is the source of this 1830-nucleotide messenger RNA. Its product is annotated as Metalloenzyme, LuxS/M16 peptidase-like protein. The record is from RefSeq and is a predicted model, not a curated record. Lineage: Eukaryota; Fungi; Mucoromycota; Mucoromycetes; Mucorales; Mycotyphaceae. The transcript is spliced from 4 exons. Gene Ontology annotation, cellular component: mitochondrion. Gene Ontology annotation, molecular function: metal ion binding. Bases 489 to 1748 code for a protein of 419 amino acids.